AUGCUCUCCCUCAAGACGGGUUGUUUAAGCUUGUUGUCUGCACUCCUGGCGGCGUCGGCGCAGAACAGGUGCACCUCCUUAGUGUGCUCUUGCUAUGUACCAUCUCGGUGUUCUGACUGUAACGAUGAUCAAGUUCACCACAGAAGUAGCAGCAACAACAGCAGUAACAACAAGAAGCGAUUUUCUGCGGCGAAUAAAGAUGGGGUCAGACAAGACUUAUGCAAUGAUAGGCUGCAAAGCCAAGGUAAUAGGAGGACUAAUGGGACUCACAUUGAUCCAAUUCCUCUCAAGAGUAAUCUGAAGAAAUUUACUACAGUGGAGGUAGAUCAGGAAAGGGUAGACACAAGGAAAGUAAAUUGGCCUGAUGCUCAUGGGAAAGAUAUUGCUAAUGUUCAAUUGUUCGAGCCCAGUGUGUCGGAGAGCAGUGAGCUCGAGGGAGUACAAAAUUCUUGUGUUUGUGCAAUUCAAUGAAAGAGGUAUGCCUUUUGCUUUAUGUACAUACUUCAAUUUCAGAUGGGUAUCUUUAUAGACUUGUUGCAGCAAACAUGUUAGAUCAAAAUAAUCGGGUUUAUUUUUGGUGUUCUAUUGCAAUGUGUACCAGUAUGUUUGACUUAAAAUGCACAACAGCAUCUAAACCAAACCGAGCCUUGAGUCCCCAAUCACUUGGGUCGGCUACAUAAAUCCUUUUCCUCCAUUGAGAAUAUAUUUGCUUGGACGAGGGCACUAGGAAGAAUAUUCAAAGAUGUAUUGUUUAAGACACAUUGAAAGAUGCAAGCUGUACAUCAAAAACUAUAAAUGUGAUACUUUAAAGUUUAAAGUAAGAUGUUUGCAUAAUGAUAGCAUGUAUAAAAAGUGAAGGGUGCAAAUAAAAUGAAGACUCAAAUCAUUCAGUGAAAAACAUGCGCAUGGGUUAAGUCCCACCUCCAUGAUAUGUUCUCCAACCUAGUUGAUUUACCAAACAGACUCCUAACC
Messenger RNA from Rhododendron vialii, 972 nucleotides. RefSeq lists its product as uncharacterized. The coding region runs from base 1 to 471 and encodes 156 amino acids. NCBI's taxonomy places the organism in Eukaryota, Viridiplantae, Streptophyta, Magnoliopsida, Ericales, Ericaceae. The transcript is spliced from 2 exons. The record is from RefSeq and is a predicted model, not a curated record.